Molecule: messenger RNA, 1293 nt
Organism: Staurois parvus
Lineage: Eukaryota; Metazoa; Chordata; Amphibia; Anura; Ranidae
Source: the annotation of a GenBank genome assembly
AUGCCCAAAGAAGAGAUCCUGCUCGACUCAUGCCAAGGUGAAAGUACUCCACCACCUCGGGAACUGCCCAAAGAAGAUAUCAUGCUUGACAUAUGCCAGGGUGGAAGCAUUACACCACUUCAGGAGCUGCCCAGAGAAGAGAUCCUGCUUGACCUAUGCCAGGGUGAAGGCACACAUCCUGUAUGCCAGGGAUGUCAGGGCAAGGAGCAUGGAAGCAAAGUAAUACCAUCAGAGACUGCAAGUGAGGCAUUACAUUCUAAACCGCAGCAAGAUACUCCAACAAUUGUCAUAGAGCAUUUCGAUGAUGUGUCCACAGAUUUAGAGACUUCUGGUUCUGAGGAAGCGACCUAUGUGGAAGCUGUGACCAAUGCGCAGGAUGUGGAUGCAGCUCGGUGUUUGGCAUCAAAGCUCUUCCACCUGGAUGGCUUUGACAGAUCUCAAGUUGCUCCUUAUCUUCAGAAAAACAAUGAUUUUAGUGCCAUGGUGGCUGAGGAAUACCUUGCUCUCUUUGACUUCAAAGGGAAGACCCUGGAUGUAGCGCUCAGAUCUCUUCUGCAAGAGCUGGUGUUGACUGGGGAGACUCAAGAACGAGAGCGAGUGUUGUACCAUUUCUCCAAACGCUUCCAUAGCUGCAACCCCAAGGAGUACGGCUCUGCAGAUGCUGUUCACACACUUACCUGCGCCCUCAUGCUGCUUAAUUCAGACCUACAUGGGCAGAACAUUGGAAAGAGCAUGACAGCACAGGAUUUCAUCAAUAACCUGGAGGGCAUGAAUGAUGGUGGCAAUUUUCCACGGGAGCUCCUGAAGGGUUUGUACCACUCCAUCCGUGUAGAGAAGCUGGAAUGGGCCAUGAGUGAAGAGAAGCUAGCAACCGUCCUUGUUGCAAAACCAGAAAAUCUUUUGUCUGUUCGGAAAAAAAGCAAUCCUUUUGUGGACCUACCAGCACCAGACCCUCAGGCCCCAGUCUUCAAACAGGGGAUGCUCUGCCGCAAAGUACAUGCAGAUAUUGAUGGCAAAAAGACUCCAUGGGGAAAGAGACGCUGGAAAUCCUUCCACACUGUGCUGAAGGGGAUGCUGCUCUUCUUUCUAAAGGAUGAGUACAGGGUUGACUUCCAGUUUCCUGAGGAAGUGAUCAGCAUCCAUCAUGCUCUAGCUGAGAGAGCCAGUGACUACACCAAGAGACCCAAUGUCUUCCGCCUGCAGACUGCUGAUUGGCGUGUAUUUCUCUUCCAGGCUCAGACCUCAGAAGAGAUGAAUUCCUGGAUUUGCCGGAUUAAUUUAGUUGCAGCCAUG